AUGGCGAACUCCUUUCUACCAAAUCGUUUCUUCAUUCUUGGAGCACUGAUUAUUCUAUUGUCAAAUAUCGUUGUCAAUAAUGCCACUUUAUAUCCCACUUUUCCGGACAGUAAUUCAAUUCUCAAACCCAAUGAUCAAAUUGAAAUUACAUGGUCUGACAACACAAAAGAACCUGCACUUUCCACUUUGGGAUCGAUAAAAGUGGAAUUUAUGACAGGCGCGGAUCUUGAACAAACUUUCCUCGCUGUAAUUGGUACAGUCCCCGGGUCCGCCGGGAAAAUAGCAUAUACUAUACCUACAGUUGAACCGGCCGGAAAGAUUUACUUUAUCAGAUUCACAAGCGGAGCAGAUAAUACCAAAUUAUUCUUUACAACCAGGUUCAUAAUCACCGAUCCGAACGGUAAAUACCCGCCACCACCAAACCAACCACCACCAGUUGGCAAAAAUCCCGGUGGAAAUGGUAAAAUUGUAUCUGAAGGCGCUACUCCAUCAUUAACUAGCAGCUUAACAAAUAAUUCUUCGGAUAGUAAAUCAGCCGGAAAUUCAUCAUCCUCUAACACAACUCAUUCUGCUGCACCAACUGGAUUCCAAAUUUCUGAAUUGGUUAUUGGACUUGCUACUUUAUUUACUACAACUUAUUAUCUCUUGUAUUUAUUGUAG
Molecule: messenger RNA, 660 nt
Organism: Ambispora gerdemannii
Lineage: Eukaryota; Fungi; Glomeromycota; Glomeromycetes; Archaeosporales; Ambisporaceae
Source: the annotation of a GenBank genome assembly